AUGCCCAUGGUAGCAAUGUUUUUAAGAAAUAAGUUCAUCGCUUGGUUCGCGCUGAUCCAGAGUGUACAUUACUAUUUUAACACCGACCCUGAGGAAGCUAGUGCUGCAGCUGCGUCGAACAAGGGCUCGAUGGACCAGCCGCCAUUAAUGAAAGUAUUGCUGAGCGUUGUCGGUUUGGUUGUUUGCUACAUGAAUCUAGUCAUCCCGCAGCCUCCGAUGGCGCCAUCCAAGGCGGCGGAAACCACUUCGGCAGCACCUAGUGAGCCAACUACAGCCUAA
Messenger RNA from Torulaspora globosa, 279 nucleotides. RefSeq lists its product as uncharacterized. The coding region runs from base 1 to 279 and encodes 92 amino acids. The transcript has a single exon. Lineage: Eukaryota; Fungi; Ascomycota; Saccharomycetes; Saccharomycetales; Saccharomycetaceae. The record is from RefSeq and is a predicted model, not a curated record.